AUGACCAGCGUUCCAUGCGCACACGAUUCCACCAUUUUGUACCGAUUCCCAUCGUCGUCUGGGAGUCCAUCCCCUCCCCCCAUUGUACCAUCGUCGCCCGAUCUGGCGCAUCAAAACCAACCCGGGCCCUCCAACCCCUACCUCGCCCUCCCACCACCUGAAGACGAGAUCCCCGACCUCGACGAACUGCCCUCCGAACAACCACCCUCGCCCCCACCUCACACGCCUGCUCCUACCAUGUCAGGGCAUCACCACAUCACCCUCGCCACCAACCCCUCCUACUUCGAUGGCGACAAGUCCAAGUACCUGGGCUUUGUGGACGCGUGCACCACUUACAUUGGUGCCUAUCGAUCGGAGUUCUCACUGGAUGAAACAAAAAUCCUCUUCGUUCUCUCCUACCUCCGUAAUGAGACCGGCACAAGCUGCGCCGCCUCGAGAUGGGCGAUGAACUGGAAGCAGCACAACUUCGAGGGCUUCCAAGGACUAAAGACGGGAGUCACCACGGAAGAACUUCCUGGAGGAGCUUCAGAGGGCGUUCGGGGACUCCAAUGCGGAACAAACUACAUCUCCGACUUUGAGAUGUUGGCCGCGGAUGCAGGCUACAAUGUGGUCGACACCACCGACGACAAAGGCGAAUACAAGAAGGGGGACCAGGAUAAUAUCCUCAUCGAGUUCCUGGAGCACGGACUCAGCAGCGAGAUCGCCAGCCGUCUCUACAACACUGGUGUCCCUCUGCCCAAGGCCUAUGGAGCGUUCAAAGCCUGGUGCAUCAACAUCGAAGCCAAUGCUCUGCGUGACCAGCUGCGCAAAGCGUCGUAUGGGCACCCCACACAACGACCACCUCCCCAGUUCCGUCCCCAAGCGGCACCAGUGGCGCCCACACCCGCUCCGGCCCGACCCGCUGCCAACAAACCGGUUCCAAUGGAAAUUGAUUGUACCCACGCCCGCGGCCGCAAUAUCAUCUGCUACAACUGUCAGCAGCCUGGGCACAUUGCGCGGAACUGCCCGGAACCAAGGAAGAAGCGCACAUUCUUCAAUCGGGCCACGAUGCUGGAAGAAAUCGAGAACGGGGACAAGGACAACGAGUUCCUCAAGGAGAUCGCCGAGAAGCUGCGCGAGAAGGGUUUUUGA
Molecule: messenger RNA, 1131 nt
Organism: Mycena citricolor
Lineage: Eukaryota; Fungi; Basidiomycota; Agaricomycetes; Agaricales; Mycenaceae
Source: the annotation of a GenBank genome assembly